GGGGGCGGUAGUCGGGGGUGGUGGGAGAAGGAGGAGGCGGCGGCGAAUCACUUAUAAAUGGCGCCGAAGCAGGACCCGAAGCCUAAAUUCCAGGAGGGUGAGCGGGUGCUGUGCUUUCAUGGACCUCUGCUUUAUGAAGCAAAGUGUGUAAAGGUUGCCAUAAAGGACAAACAAGUGAAAUAUUUUAUACAUUACAGUGGUUGGAAUAAAAAAAGUGCUGUGAGGCCCAGGCGCUCUGAAAAAACUUUGAAGACACGUGAGGAUAUUGUAGCCCUUUUUCCUGUUCCUGAAGGAGCUCCCUCAGUACACCACCCCCUCCUGACCUCUAGUUGGGAUGAAUGGGUUCCAGAAAGCAGAGUACUCAAAUACGUGGACACCAAUCUGCAGAAACAGCGAGAACUUCAAAAAGCCAAUCAGGAGCAAUAUGCAGAGGGGAAGAUGAGAGGGGCUGCCCCAGGAAAGAAGACAUCUGGUCUGCAACAGAAAAAUGUUGAAGUGAAAACAAAAAAGAACAAGCAGAAAACACCUGGAAAUGGAGAUGGUGGCAGUACCAGUGAGACACCUCAGCCUCCUCGCAAGAAAAGGGCCCGAGUAGAUCCUACUGUUGAAAACGAGGAAACAUUCAUGAACAGAGUUGAAGUUAAAGUCAAGAUUCCUGAAGAACUGAAACCAUGGCUUGUUGAUGACUGGGACUUAAUUACCCGGCAAAAACAGCUUUUUUAUCUUCCUGCCAAGAAGAAUGUGGAUUCCAUUCUAGAGGAUUAUGCCAAUUAUAAGAAAUCUCGAGGAAACACAGAUAAUAAGGAGUAUGCUGUUAAUGAAGUUGUGGCAGGGAUAAAGGAAUACUUCAAUGUAAUGUUGGGCACUCAGCUACUCUACAAAUUUGAGAGACCACAGUAUGCUGAAAUCCUUGCAGAUCACCCUGAUGCACCCAUGUCUCAGGUGUAUGGAGCGCCACAUCUACUGAGAUUAUUUGUACGAAUUGGAGCGAUGUUGGCCUAUACACCUCUGGAUGAGAAAAGCCUUGCUUUAUUACUGAAUUAUCUUCAUGAUUUCCUCAAAAUUUUAAACAACCAAGCAGCUAUUAAAGAGAUGAGAUACCUGGCAAAGAAUUCUGCAACUUUGUUUAGUGCCAGCGAUUACGAAGUGGCUCCUCCUGAGUACCAUCGGAAAGCUGUGUGAGAGGCGCUGACACUCACUUAUGUUUGCAUCUCUGUAAACACAUUUUUGUUCUUAGUCCUUCUCUUGUACAAAUGAUGUACUUUGAAAAUGUUAGUGUAUAACAGAAUUGAUGUUUGUUUUCUGUUUGAUUUUAAACAGAGAAAAUAAAAGGGGUUACAGCUCC
This is a messenger RNA of Diceros bicornis minor, 1345 nucleotides long. RefSeq names its product mortality factor 4 like 1 (gene MORF4L1). The record is from RefSeq and is a predicted model, not a curated record. The transcript has 14 exons. NCBI's taxonomy places the organism in Eukaryota, Metazoa, Chordata, Mammalia, Perissodactyla, Rhinocerotidae. Gene Ontology annotation, cellular component: NuA4 histone acetyltransferase complex; nucleus. Gene Ontology annotation, biological process: chromatin organization; regulation of DNA-templated transcription. The coding region runs from base 58 to 1182 and encodes 374 amino acids.